Phragmites australis (common reed) is the source of this 1918-nucleotide messenger RNA. RefSeq names its product CBL-interacting protein kinase 31. The transcript has 15 exons. Lineage: Eukaryota; Viridiplantae; Streptophyta; Magnoliopsida; Poales; Poaceae. Gene Ontology annotation, biological process: protein phosphorylation; signal transduction. Gene Ontology annotation, molecular function: ATP binding; protein kinase activity. The record is from RefSeq and is a predicted model, not a curated record. Bases 231 to 1580 code for a protein of 449 amino acids.
UUUCCUGUCUGGCAUAUACCUGCGAACAUGCUAGUGCCUCUGGCUGGCAUAUGCUUUCCAGGGUUUGAACUUUGAAUGCUUUACUUGGAAAAAGGCUUGAGCCUUUUGCAGGCUUCCCUUGUGCUGCUUUUGCGCCUUCUGGUUGCAGGCACAUGUGUUUUCUCUGGGUAAAAUCUUCAGGUGUCUGAAGAAUAGCUUGAAGGUUCAUAGGAACUUUUGUUUCUUGGAAGAUGUACAGGGCUAAGAGAGCUGCAUUAUCACCAAAGGUGAAGCGCCGUGUUGGGAAGUAUGAGCUCGGACGGACCAUUGGGGAAGGAACCUUCGCGAAGGUCCGGUUUGCGAAGAACACUGAAAAUGGGGAACCUGUUGCCAUCAAAAUCCUUGACAAGGAGAAGGUUCAGAAGCACAGAUUGGUUGAACAGAUUAGACGUGAAAUAUGUACCAUGAAGUUAGUAAAGCAUCCUAAUGUUGUUCGACUGUAUGAGGUGAUGGGAAGUAAAGCAAGAAUUUUCAUUGUUCUGGAAUAUGUUACUGGUGGAGAGCUUUUUGAAAUCAUUGCUACUAGUGGGAGGUUGAAGGAGGAUGAAGCACGCAGAUACUUUCAGCAACUGAUCAAUGCAGUUGAUUAUUGCCACAGUAGGGGAGUGUAUCACAGAGACUUGAAGUUAGAGAAUUUGUUGCUUGAUGGUGCUGGAAAUCUCAAAGUAUCUGACUUUGGUUUAAGUGCUUUAACUGAGCAAGUGAAGGCUGACGGUCUGCUUCACACGACAUGUGGAACUCCCAACUAUGUCGCUCCUGAGGUGAUCGAGGAUGGAGGCUAUGAUGGUGCAACAGCAGAUAUCUGGUCUUGUGGAGUAAUCCUCUUUGUUCUUCUUGCCGGGUAUUUACCUUUUGAGGAUGAAAACAUCAUCGCCCUAUAUAAAAAGAUCUCAGAAGCUCAGUUUACCUGUCCCUCUUGGUUUUCCGCUGGAGCUAAGAAACUGGUUACCAGAAUUCUUGAUCCCAAUCCUACAACUCGGAUCACCAUUCCUCAGAUACUGGAGGAUCCUUGGUUCAGAAAGGGAUACAAGCCGCCUGUAUUUGACGAGAAAUAUGAAACUAGCUUGGAUGAUGUCGACGCUGCUUUUGGUGACUCAGAAGACAAGCAUGUGAAAGAGGAAACUGAAGAUCAGCCAACCUCAAUGAAUGCAUUUGAACUGAUUUCACUGAACCAGGCACUGAAUCUGGACAAUUUGUUUGAGACAAAGAAGGAGUAUAAGAGAGAGACAAGAUUCACCUCACAAUGUCCUCCAAAAGAAAUCAUUUCAAAGAUCGAAGAAGCUGCAAAACCACUCGGAUUUGACGUUCAGAGGAAAAAUUAUAAGAUGCGGAUGGAGAACCCAAAAGCAGGGAGAAAAGGCAAUCUCAAUGUUGCAACUGAAGUUUUCCAAAUAGCCCCAUCCCUACACGUGGUUGAACUCAAGAAAGCAAAGGGGGAUACUCUGGAGUUCCAAAAGUUCUACAGAACUCUGUCGACCCAGCUGAAGGAUGUCGUGUGGAAGUGCGACGGCGAGGUCGACAGCAACAGCGCGUCGGCGUGAAGCGGCUUCUUCCGAGCUUUCAGAGGCCGGCGCUAGCUUUCCCUGUACAUAGUUCCUCCUCCAGAUGAUGAGUGUUCAUUGCAGAGUCAGUUUUGCAAGCAAGUUCGUUCGUUCGUUCCUUCCUUGAUUGGUUGGCAGAUAAGCUCUGAUGAAAUAACCGCCGUGAAGGCUGUUGUGGAUGAGCUUACUGAUGCGGUUAUUUCGUUCGAUUUAUGGUCUGGAAGCAGAUGGAAUGGGACCCACAAAGCUGUAGUAGUGUUUUAGGGUUGUAAUGGUAUAAUCAGAUGAUGUAUGGGAGUACCUAUUUGUCAGUUCAAUCCCCUCUCUUUAUUCUGGAA